UUCACACGCUCGCGUUGGGCGCUACAAAAAGCAUUUUACUCCUUCAAACUAAUAGUAUUUGAUCGUGAGACAUCGUGCGUUUUCAGUGCGCUAUUAAAAUAAGCAAAAGUUGCAAAGUGUGAAUAUAACAAGUGUCUAGAUAAGCAACCUUUGGAACUAUGGCACCUAUAGGAGGCUGGCUGUGUUGUAGCCGUAAUGCCAAGUUGGUUGCUCCUAUAGACAAUACCGUCGAAGAUGGAAAUUUCGACUAUGACUUGGCGGUCAUUGGUGGUGGCUCUGGUGGGCUCGCGUGUGCCAAAGAGGCAGUGAACCUGGGCGCUAAAGUCGCCGUGCUGGACUAUGUGACACCAUCACCACAGGGCACUAAAUGGGGUCUCGGAGGAACCUGUGUCAAUGUAGGGUGUAUACCCAAGAAGCUGAUGCACCAGGCUGCAUUGCUGGGAGAAAGUAUUCACGAAGCUGUAGCGUAUGGGUGGCAAGUGCCCUCGCUAAAGGACAUCAAAAUCAGUUGGGCUGCGCUCACAGAGUCCGUACAGAACCACAUCAAGUCCGUGAACUGGGUGACCAGGGUCGACCUGAGGGAUAAGAAAAUCGAAUAUAUCAAUGGUCUGGGAGAGUUCAAAGAUGCGCAUACUAUUAUUGCGACGAUGAAGAAUGGAUCAAAGAAGGAGCUGACGGCGAAGAAUAUAGUGAUAGCGGUGGGCGGGCGGCCGCAGUACCCCGACAUCCCCGGCGCGAUGGAGUACUGCAUCAGCAGCGACGACAUCUUCAGCCUCGGGCACCCGCCCGGCAAGACGCUCAUCGUCGGCGCUGGAUACAUCGGUCUCGAAUGCGCGGGCUUCCUGAACUCGAUGGGCUUCCCGGCGACGGUGCUGGUGCGGUCGGUGCCGCUGCGCGGGUUCGACCAGCAGAUGGCGCGCAUGGUCACCAACGAAAUGGAGGAGAAGGGCGUCACCUUCCACCACAAGUGCGUGCCGCUGUCCGUCGAGAAGCUCGAGUCGGGGCAGCUCAAGGUGCGCUGGCUCAACACCGAGCUGCAGGAACAGUUCGAGGAAGUUUUCGACACAGUACUCAUUGCGACCGGUCGGUACGCGCUCACUAAGACACUCAACCUGGGAGUCGCUGGAGUCAAUUGCGUGACGGAGAGCGGCAAGAUCCAGGCUGCGACGGAGCAGACGAACGUGUCGCACAUCUUCGCGGUGGGCGACGUGCUGGCGGGCCGGCCCGAGCUGACGCCGGUGGCUAUCCACGCGGGGCGGCUGCUGGCGCGCCGCGUGUUCGCGGGCGGCAGCCAGCACAUGGACUACGACAACGUGGCCACCACCGUCUUCACGCCGCUCGAGUACGGCUGCGUCGGCCUCAGCGAGGAGGUCGCCACCGAGAGAUUCGGUGCGGAUAACCUGGAGAUAUACCACGCGUACUACAAGCCCACGGAGUUCUUCAUUCCGCAGCGCAACAUCAAGAACUGCUACCUGAAGGCGGUGGCGCUGCGCGAGGCGCCGCAGAAGAUCCUCGGCCUGCACUUCGUGGGCCCCGUCGCCGGAGAGGUCAUACAGGGCUUCGCCGCCGCUAUCAAAUGCGGUAUCACAAUGGACCACUUAAUAAACACGGUGGGCAUCCACCCCACAGUGGCUGAGGAGUUCACUCGCCUCAACAUCACCAAGCGCUCCGGCAAGGACCCCAACCCCGCGUCCUGCUGCAGCUAAGCCGCCCCCCCCCCACACACACACCCGCACCACUCACCACACUUACAGCGACCACAAACACUCGAACGUGAUCACAACACAAUGAUAUUAAACAAAUCACAGGGUAAACUAGUGCAACGCAAACACCCUGUAUAAAACUAUACAAGGUUUCAGAGUGAUAAUGUCUUUAGAACAUGAAAAUACUAAUACACUCCAUGGGUUUCCUAGUGGCGUGAAUAUCAAACAAUUUAGAAAUGAUCUCUAUAAUAAAUCUUGAAAAUGAUAUUUGUGAUUUAUUUUUUUAUUGUUUCCCGGCCGUUACUUAGCCGACUCACUCUUGUUAAAUUUUCUCGCAAUUUUUUUUAUUGUUUAGUCAAUUUCUUAUCGUAUUGAAUUUAAUAUAAUGUCGCUGUAAGUGCUCACGGUUAUCAACAUGUAACUCAACUUAGGAAAUGGUUUCGUAAGAUAUUAAUACCAAUUCUAAUCGAUAUUGUACGAAUUGUAGCAUUUAAAAAUUUAUUUGUAGUUGCAACAGGGAGGUGUGAAUAAAAUAUUGGUUGAGGAAUUCAUUAUGUAAAAAUCACAUGUUGUCACACUCUGCAGUAUCUUGUUAUUGUUACAUUGUAACUGUUAACGUACUAUACGAGUGUUUUAAUCCCUCCUUUUCAAAAUAUUAAAUUUAUCUUAAAUUACUUGGAACUGAUCGUAUGUGAUCGGUAAUAUAUUCGGGAUGGGCAUACAAUGUCGUCGCUACCAACUGUUCGGUGCUCCAACGUGCUUGGCAACAAGUAUACAAACAGCUUGAUUUCAAUGUUAUAGUACAAAUACUACGAAAAUUAUGCAUAAAAUGUUGUCUCAAAAUGUCUAUCAUCAUUGUAUUAUGAUAUUGUUAUUAUGAUGGAAAUAAAAUGGUACAGUAUU
Messenger RNA from Trichoplusia ni (cabbage looper), 2606 nucleotides. RefSeq names its product thioredoxin reductase 1, mitochondrial (gene Trxr1). Gene Ontology annotation, biological process: cell redox homeostasis; cellular response to oxidative stress; glutathione metabolic process. Lineage: Eukaryota; Metazoa; Arthropoda; Insecta; Lepidoptera; Noctuidae. Gene Ontology annotation, cellular component: cytosol; mitochondrion. Gene Ontology annotation, molecular function: flavin adenine dinucleotide binding; glutathione-disulfide reductase (NADPH) activity; thioredoxin-disulfide reductase (NADPH) activity. The transcript is spliced from 9 exons. The coding region runs from base 159 to 1706 and encodes 515 amino acids. The record is from RefSeq and is a predicted model, not a curated record.